AGAAGAUGAAACACCGCAAUAGCACUUCGAAAUCAAAUAUAGACUUUGGUUUUAAAAACGCAUGGGAAACCUAUUCAUUAUGUGAUUGUCUGGCCUCCGGUAUUCAAUUCUGUAAAGCCUAUGCAACAGUUAGCUAUAGGCGCAGAGGGAUUCAUGUGAAUAGCCCUAUACCGGUUAGAUUUUUAAAUGAUAACGAAUGAAUGGUUAUGGAAUAGACAUAAUAAUUUCAAGGAAAUGAAGCGAACAAAACAAACAAACAAAAAAAUAAACAUUCUGUGUUAUAUUAUGCACAUUAGAAAUGCCUCAAAUGGAAAGCUCAUAUUACAAAAUUAAUGACCAAAACUACAUCUUACAAGUGUAACAACGCCGACAUGCGCCUCGUCUUUUUUCCACUACGUCAUCCUCUCCAACAGUUGUCAUGACAACAGAACUCCAAACAUCCGUUCACACAGUUUACUUAACACAAAUGAAAUACCAUUGUAGACUGUAUUGGCCACUAACAGAAUUACUAGUAAAAUGUUAGUGUUGUCAAAACAACGCUGUGAUUGAAGCUGUCCGGAAUGAAUAUCACUGAAGCCUGUGCAUCAGACGAAACUGAUGCUGAGAAACGACAUCCGACAAUUGACAGCACAAAAAGGAGCACAGAGUCUUCGUGCAGACAGUAUGUCAAUGAGUUGUUGGAUCUCAGUGAAGAGGAUUAUUGCAGGGAGCACAACAUGCAUUUGUUUCAGAGCCGCACUGGCUGGGAAGACGCUGUUGAAGGUUGGGGGAGAUUUCCUCCUUUUGCUGUAAUCCUUCAACAGCAAAGAAAAGGGAAAAACAAAGAAGAUAUCAUAGACUCUCACUGCCUCCUGUGUGCAGACCUUAAACUUUCUGAUCUACCCAUUUAUUGCCCUGCUGGAAAUGCUCUGAAAACUUUCAGAAAGACUGCCCCAACUCUUCUGGAUCUAGCAAAAGAAACUCAAAAUACCUUUUCCUCUACCUCAUCAGAUGAAUUAUACUCUUUCAGCCUAUCUCUGCAAAAUAUGCCAGGGCCAUUAAUUAACAAAUUGCUGUCUGGAGAUGAACAAUGUACACAAAACAAAUUACCAUCAGUCUGCCAUUACCAUACAGAACCGUGUCAAUUUCUGAAGGAAAAGAGUGCUGCUCAUAGCAUCAGAAGAGUUAGUGUGUUGCCACCUGUCAGAGAGUCCAGAAACCUAAAGAGCUACAGUCUUUUUAAAAGAGUGCAACCAACAGACUGGCACCAAGCAGAAGUCUCCAAGGCCAUGAUGCCUGGUGCCACUGAUGCUGUCACUGCUGCUGAAAGAGCGAAUGUCAAUGGUGGUACAGGAAAUGUUGUUGAGGUCCUCACAAACUUUAUCCCAGAAGAGAACAGCUACAGGUUUAAGGGAUAUCCUAGCACAAAACAUUGGCUAUCCCAGGACAGCACUCAACUUCCACCUACUUUUAACAUCACCUUUCAAAAUAAGUAUGAGUUACCUUCCAGCACUAUGGCAUAUACCACAGUGGGCAGAAACCUCAAGCAGGAAGAAUUGACAAGGCCUUCCACCAGGAACAACACUAGUUAUAGAUUGUAUUCUGCCCACAAAACAAGAGAUGUGAAAAGACCUCAACUAAUGCUGAUUGGAACUAGAGUUCGCAUGCCUACCAUAAGACUCAGAACACAAGGCUAACACUCCAGUGUACUUGAAGAAUGUGUUACAUGAUGAUUAUGCAAAAUAAAGAGAUUUUCAAGUCUG
Molecule: messenger RNA, 1742 nt
Organism: Megalobrama amblycephala (Wuchang bream)
Lineage: Eukaryota; Metazoa; Chordata; Actinopteri; Cypriniformes; Xenocyprididae
Gene: lg19h16orf46
Exons: 4
Coding region: 561-1676 (371 amino acids)
Source: RefSeq, a predicted model, not a curated record